This is a messenger RNA of Eruca vesicaria subsp. sativa (arugula), 1851 nucleotides long. NCBI's taxonomy places the organism in Eukaryota, Viridiplantae, Streptophyta, Magnoliopsida, Brassicales, Brassicaceae. The record is from the annotation of a GenBank genome assembly.
AUGGAGAAGGAGAGUGUGAGUGAUGAUGGAUUAUACCCUAAUGAGCCUUUUGGUUCCGAGUUGGAAACUGAGGAGAUCACUGCUCAGUCUUCAAAGGAAGACUUUACGGUUGAGAAAGGUGAAGGGAGUGGUGUGGUUUUCGCCAGAGAGGCACCUCUUAGAGGUAAUGACCAAGCUACAGCUCAACCAGGGAAAGGCUUUGGUUGUAGUGCGAAGAAACUAAAAUGCAGUGGUGGUGAUGUUGAGGUUCUCGAGAGUCUAGGGAAAGAGAAGAAGCUUAGUAGACAGGAUAGGAUCGAACUGGGACGACUUUUUCAAAGUGCUACUAGCUCACAGGAUUGGGAACUUUCUGAGAGGAUGAUUGAUUUGGCUGAUCUGCAAACUUUGAAUGAUUUGUUGUGUAUUAGUCUAGAUUCUAUUUGGUUCUUGAGCACAGAAGGGGAGUUAAGAGGUAUCACUGGAUUGAUUGCAAAGAUCAUAUGUCAUGGUGCUCAUGACUAUACUAGAGCUACACUCAGAACUUCGUUUCUUGCUUCGUGUGUCUCUUCUUGCCGUAACCGGACAGUGAGUCUUUCUGAUAGUGUAACUGUAAUGGCUCAAAGGUUGCACGAGCGUCUUCAAGAGUGUAACGGUGAUGAGGUUCUUAAAGCAGAAGCCAGUGCCAAAGUUCAGAAGUUCACUGAAUGGGCCCUCAAAUGCAUAGGCUUCCACUCUCGAUGCCAGGGUUCUAGAGAAAAGUCUAACCAAGACUCUGCUGCUGAGAUCCAACUCCAGCUCUCUGCUUUCAAGACGUUCUUAGAUCUUGCAGGAAACCAUUUGACAGGAAAGGAUUUCACAGAAGCCUUUGAUGCUGCUUGCUUCCCGCUUACUCUCUUCUCUACCUCUUUUAAUCCUGGCUGGGCUUCUGGAAUCUCAGCUACUGUUAUACAUGGGUUGCUCGGUAUGCUGGUGGAAGGAGGAGCAGAUAACGUGAAUCAGUGCUUUCUUGAAGCUUCUCGUUUUGGUAGCACAGAGCUUGUGCGCAUCUUAUUGCAGAUUGCUCAAAGGAAUAGCUUAGACGUGGAUGUUGACUUAGCACUUGGUUUUGCUUCCCAUUAUAGUAAGAUUGAAACGAUGGACUGCCUUGUGGAAGAAGGUCAUGCCAUGGCUUUCUUGGGUCCAUUGAUGAGAGCAGCAGAGAGAGGUUGCAUGCAAGUUGUUGAAUGGUUUGUGAAAAGAGGCUGUCGUGAAAUGGAGCUAUGCUUAGCUCUCACAGCCGCCACUUCGAGUAGCCAGGUCGAGAUCGCAGCUUAUCUUCUUCCUCAUGUACCAAGACCCGUCCUCACAGCUCUCAGCAUCGAAAUCCUCAAAGCAGCCGGUGAAAGAAGCGAUGGUUCUCUCUAUGGAGUAGAGUUUCUUCUCAAAUCAGAUUUCCUGGGAGAUCCGGUAGCCACUUAUUCAGUUGCAGACACCAUUGCAAACUCAGAAGACGAGUCUGUGCCUUCAGAACUGAGAUCUUUUCUCCAAGAACAUUGGUCAGAGGCUGCAUUCAACAAUGGAUUAAAGGAAAGCCGAGAUAACUUCAUGAACUUCAUGAGGGUUUUGAAGAUUGGAGAGUCUGCUAUAUGUUUGAAGGAUCUCCCAGGUCCAUUGAGAGUUGCAGUCGCUUACAUGCCACUGUACAGAGAGUGUGUGAAAGCAGGAGGAAUGUUGCUCUCACAGAGAUUAAGAGGACAGCUCAUGGAAGCAGCGAGGCAGCUUCAAGGCUUAGAUGUGGACACAGAGGAAGUAUACAAAGGUCAUCAUCAUCAGCUCAUGGCAGUAUUGGAGCAUCACCUUCCUCUUUUUUUGGUCAAAGCUUCUUCACACUGA